Molecule: messenger RNA, 728 nt
Organism: Daldinia loculata
Lineage: Eukaryota; Fungi; Ascomycota; Sordariomycetes; Xylariales; Hypoxylaceae
Exons: 2
Coding region: 181-684 (167 amino acids)
Source: RefSeq, a predicted model, not a curated record
CAAACAAAACUCUAGGUAUUGUAUGCAUUUAUAUGUACUUUACAGCGCAAAAGAGAACCUUGAUUCGAUGUAAUGAUUCGUUUCUCUUAUCAGCCAAAUGCUAUCUUUAACAUUAGGUAGUAAUUUAGUUCCUUAUAGGCACAACUACCUUUGGGUAACUAAUUGACCGCAUCGUCUACUAUGAACGUCUCUUUAAGCGCGGGUAACCCAACGGAUGAUGCGCAUCUACAGCGGUGCUGGAGGAUCCAGAACUGCAAGGACUGUCUAAAGAAGGAGUCGGACUGCAGUUGGUGUCCAUUCUCCUGGACAUGCGUUCCCAACUCGAACCGGAUCCAAUUGCUCGCGCCGGCAUGGGACAAGAACGUAUGUCCGCACUGGGCUGAGCGGUGGGAAAUUCGCACUCGGCCGCUCGGCUGCCGGGUCUCGACUAUCACCACGCUGACUUCGCUUGUUUCUAUCGCAUCAACGCUUGUCUUCGUGCUACUCGUCACAUUGGUGGUGUUUGGGAUCCGGAGGCUUAAGGGAUAUAGUAAGAAGAACCCGAGCUGGUGGAAGAUAUGGAAAUACGACUGGAGGUGUUGGAACGAACUUCGGCAACAGUGGCUUCGUAUGAGGAUUGGAGAUCAACCCGGUACGGAAGUUCGGGAAUCAAGUCGCGAGCAGGAGCCAUUGCUACCGUCCUGAGUGUGUAUACAAGAGCAUAGCUAGGUCACAGGGAAACAAAAUCU